Molecule: messenger RNA, 1887 nt
Organism: Durio zibethinus
Lineage: Eukaryota; Viridiplantae; Streptophyta; Magnoliopsida; Malvales; Malvaceae
Biological process (GO): regulation of DNA-templated transcription
Molecular function (GO): DNA-binding transcription factor activity; DNA binding
Source: RefSeq, a predicted model, not a curated record
AAAAUCAUUCUGGUUGACAUUCCUUCCUCUCUCCAACCCAUAAAAUUUUUGUAAAAAGAAUAGAAAAAUCAGUCCACGAUCACCCAUGUAAAACAAGAUCACUAGCAACAUUUCCAAAGGGAUCUUGCCAUAACAAUAUUCAAGGAAAGAAAAGAAAACAAGCUUCGCUUGCUCGAGCCAAUCUCAAAUCCCAGCGAGAGAGAGAGAGAGCGGUGUCUGGUCUGCCUUUCUAUUUGAAGGCAAGUGAUUAUUUUCACGCGGAGAGACACAAGGAUUUCUUCUUUCCACAUCGAUCUUUCAAACUUUGAAUUCCUUAUGUUAUGUAAACAAGACCAACUUUGACAAAUACAGGUGGUGUUUUUCUCCUUUCUCCUAUAGGUUUCCUUGAUUCAAAGCUGGUCAGAGUUCAAAUCUAACGUAGUCGUUUCUUCUGGCUUUGGCUUUGGUUUCUGGUUUUCAGCUUUUGAUGGAGGUUGAAUGUUUUUGCUUUUGGUAAAAGAGUUCAUGUGUUUGAAUAUCUCCUAAAACAAAAAUAUCGUUCCUUUUUGUCUUGUUUUUAGUUUCACCACCUUGGCCUUCUUCGAUUCCUUGAAACGAAAACACCGCUUUCAGAUCCCCAAGGCUCAAACUGAAUCCAAUUUUCUCCAAAGAAACAAAAGUUUAUCAUUAAAUUCAAUCAAAAAAGUGAUGCUUUUGAGCUUAAAAGCUAUGUCCUUUUGAUCCUCCAAAAUCCAAAAAAGUAAUCCUUUGUACUCGUUUCGAGGUCACAAGAAUUAAUCGAAAUGCAAGACCCUACGGGUUUUCAACAAAUGAAAAGACCGGCUUUUCCAGAGCAAGAGCAGCUAAAAUGCCCGCGAUGUGACUCAACCGACACUAAAUUCUGUUACUACAACAACUACAACUUGUCUCAGCCCCGCCAUUUCUGCAAGAACUGCCGACGUUACUGGACCAAAGGCGGCGCCCUUCGUAACAUCCCCGUUGGUGGCGGUACGCGCAAGAACACCAAACGCUCUUCCUCGUCCUUCUCCUCCACCAACAAUUCCAAACGCCAGCCCAACCCCUCUCCUGAGCCAACCCCAAAGCAAAAACUUCCUGAUCCCUCUCCACCGUCGGCCGCAACACCAUCGACGAUUCCCCUGCAGGUUAUUUUGAACUCAGGGAUUCAGAAUUCGUGUUCAGAACUCAGGGGUUCUGAGGCCGAACAGACCCGGAUGCCUGUCUCGUCGGUUGAUCAUCAAGAUAGGAAAAUGUUGGACACCGGUGGGAGCUUUAGCUCGCUGUUGGGGUCGAAUGGGCAGUUUUGGAACCUUCUAGAAGGGUUGAAUCAAAAUGGGUCGGGUUUGAGAACGGUACAAACGGGUGAUUUUGGAGGGAAUUUGGAUUCGGAUCGUGAAAUGGAUAAGGGUUCGGUUCGGGAUCCGGGAUUAGGAGAGAGCAAUAAUAACGGGGAGCGUGAUUUGGGUGGUGGUGGCGGUAGCAAUGGAUGGCCUGAUCUUGCUAUGUACACUCCAGGUUCUUCAAGUUUUCAGUAGAGAAAUCUAGAGAUAGAAACUAUAUUUUUUUCCCUCUUUUUUUUUUUUUUUUUAAUCUACCUUUUGUAUAAUUGUGCUUAUCAUGGUAAAUAAAAUCUGAAGUUGUGAAGAUAAUUGCAUGAUUUUGUAGUACUUAAUGAUGCUAUCAGGUAGCAUUCGAUCAUUGGAAUAUAAAAUAAGUAUAUUUUAUAUUUAAUUCGAUGAUAAGUAUAUGUAUUUUUAUAUUAAAAAAAUUGAGUUUGAAUUAUAAAAAAAAUGUUGGGGAUGCCAAUGCUAUAAAUUAUAGCAUUCAAUUCAUACGGAGGUUUUUUCUUCCUUGUUGUGUGGUUGUAAAUGUUUAACGAAUUAUGAUAGA